CUGAAUAUAGACACACACUCAUACAUACAUACAUACAUAUAUAUAUAUAUAUAACAGUCUGUCCUUUAGUUAAGAAAGAACUCUGUUGUCGCUGAGGCUGAUACACUGCUCAUUGAUCUCAAGACAGCAGCAACAAGAUGGUUCUUCACGUAAUUACAGUCCUGUUGUCCGUGGGACUAUGCUUCGGCAUGCCUCCCGCCAGUAAUACCAAACCUGCAGCCUACAGUGCCUCGCAGCAACAACAACAAGCAGCACAGGCCAGUCUCUUCAACCAACAACCAGCACAACAAACACGUGGUGGACUCUUCCCGCAACAACCACCAAAUCCUUCCUACCAGCCACAACAACCAAACCUCGGUUCCUUUGGCGCGUCACUCUUCGGCCAGAGCCCUUAUAGUGCCGCUCGGAGCCAACAAGGCGGUCUUCUGGGACAAGCCGCAGCCGGAGCCAACAGGCAGCAGGCAACCAACGCUGGCGCCGGCAACCUCAUGAGUUCGAUCUUGCAAAAUACAAUGACAGGCCGUAUGAUGGGAUUGGAUAGCCAGGAAAUUGCUUACUUGAAUUCUGUUCGUACCCAAGGUGUAAGACGCGCCAACAUCGACCGUCUGAUGAAGAUUGACCAGAUACCAUCCUACAACUACUAUCUAUCUCUCAAAAACAACCCCGCUCAGUUCGCCAAAGCCCAGGGUUACCUUAUGCGCUUGAACACGAUGGAGAGGGUAGCAACAGAUGCCCAGCUGGAAACAAUGGGCUUGAGGAUGAUGAUGCAGCCAAAUCAGGACCCCGUUAUUGCAGGGAUGCUGCAGAUGGAUGCUGCAAGGGGAGUCUACGGAGACGCCCUGCAGCGAUUGAUUCAACGUAGAACCCAGAUGUCUGUAUUGGGAUAAUUUCAUUAAUCUUUAAAUUUUGAAUGCAUAGAUCUGAUUGUGCGGAGCAUCAUUGUUUGCGUGUUUCGAUUUCUUAUUUGUCGCUAUUUAUUAAUCUGCACCGGCUGUUCUCACACCAGCGCAGGAUCCGCUUUUCAAAAGUGUUUGGGAAUAUGAUGACGUUGACGUUGGGUAUGUAAUAAAAGCUCAAUGAGUUUU
Haliotis rufescens (red abalone) is the source of this 1085-nucleotide messenger RNA. RefSeq lists its product as uncharacterized. NCBI's taxonomy places the organism in Eukaryota, Metazoa, Mollusca, Gastropoda, Lepetellida, Haliotidae. The coding region runs from base 138 to 887 and encodes 249 amino acids. The transcript is spliced from 3 exons. The record is from RefSeq and is a predicted model, not a curated record.